This is a messenger RNA of Arachis ipaensis, 623 nucleotides long. Its product is annotated as NADH dehydrogenase [ubiquinone] iron-sulfur protein 5-B. The record is from RefSeq and is a predicted model, not a curated record. Gene Ontology annotation, biological process: mitochondrial respiratory chain complex I assembly. Gene Ontology annotation, cellular component: respiratory chain complex I. Lineage: Eukaryota; Viridiplantae; Streptophyta; Magnoliopsida; Fabales; Fabaceae.
AUUUGACUAGUGGCAUUUUGGUAAUUUAGGCUGAAGUAUUGGUGAUGGUGGUUUGAAGCAGGAGAGUGAAGGAGAUGCGAGAAGAAAGAAAGCAAAGCAGAAGAGGAGAGUGAAGGAGAGAUCUGAGUGAGGAUGGCGUCAGGGUGGGGAAUCAAUGGGAACAAAGGUCGUUGCUAUGAUUUCUGGAUUGACUUCAGCGAAUGCAUGUCUCGCUGCCGUGAGCCCAAGGACUGCGAGCUCCUCCGCGAGGACUACCUCGAGUGCCUCCAUCACUCCAAAGAGUUUCGACGAAGAAACAGGAUUUACAAGGAAGAGCAGCGCAAAAUAAGAGCUGCUGCUAGGAAAGAUAAGGAGGAUGAGGCUGUUAAAGGACAUCAUUAACACUCAAUCGGUUAUCAAUUUAAGCUUUUGAAUAAGUAUUAUGAUAAAACACUGUAAUUUUUUCUUGGAUAGGUGUUCCUGCAAGUUCAGUGUGCCCUUCUUUUUAAAAGGUAUAGAGUGUGAAAUUAUUCAGAAGAAUAUAAAAUGGAUUACGUACCUGUGACGAAUGAGUCACCGUGGAUAUAUUGAGUUUCUGUGGCCGUUAUCUGCAUCUUUGUUACUGGUUUUUUUGUGACUCUUUA